CCACUUCAUCUUCAUCUUGCUCUAUACUCCACAAGCAACCACCUGAGUCCUCACGAUGGCCGCCCUCUCCUUGACCCCGACAUUACUGUCCCACUCCGAGUGCCAGUUGAGCUCAGCUUCAUCACUAGCAAAGAAUGAAUCUAGUCGACAGCCCACACUCGGCACGGUUCCGUAUCCGAUCACUUACAAGAUGUUAGGACUUGGCAUCAAUGUGCAAGUACCGAACUUGGCUUCAAAUACUCUGCUCGGAUCCAGAGGUUCAGCUCCUCCAUACGUUAGCCACAUCGCCACCCACAUGUCGUGGAAAGCAACGGUGCAGCCGUGGAAGGGAGAAGAAAAGCUCCGACGUUCAUGCGUGGCGGACUUGCAAUCAAUCGAGCAAGGCUUCCCUGGGAUCGACUGUGCAGCUACCAUCAAUGCAAUGGCGGCCUAUUUAGUAUACGGCUGCGAGCUGGACGAUAUACUCGAAACUAUGGACAUGGAUACAGCAGAGUUGAGUGUGAAACACUGCGUGUCUAUUCUGGCAGGCAAUCCUAUCAGUCAAGGAGAUUCCUUUGGCCAGGCCUUCGACAGACUCGAAGAGAUAACGAUACUGUACUCUCAGCAUAUCAUAAAUCUCCUUGGCCCCGAGGUCGCAGCGGUGAUUUUGCGCGACGUCCAAGUGAUCAUAAUAGACCAGCUCCCCGAGAUUCGAUACAACCGUUCCAACGACAAGCUUAAAAGCUUUUCCUCCUACCUCAAGCUUCGAGAAGGAGUCAUCGGAAUGUUCCCGCUGUUCACAGUUCUUGAGCAUUAUUGCCACGCCAACGACGCGAGUGGCGAUGCCCUAGAAGACUUGGCCCUGUUGAAGACUCAAAUAGUUCAUUUGACUGUUGUUCAAAACGACCUUGGCGGACUAGAGAAGGAUUUCCACACACCAACUCGAAGCAAUAUGGUGUAUGUCUUGGCCGAACUCAAGGGGAAAAGCAUCAAAGGCAAGAGUGACCUCGCCAGCUCUCUAGAUACUCUCCGGGAAGCAGAGACGCAACACAAUGCCUUGGUGUUUGGAGCCAUAGACACAUGGUCCCGAAUACAGCGCAACCCGUACACGGAGGCACAAAAGCGGUUUGCCAACAUGGUUCUGACGCUGGCGUUUACACAUUUGGAGUGGGUACUGGCAACGCAGCGCUACAAUGUGGAUAAGUCUGUCGAGAAGAUAGGCGCGUUCUGUUAA
This is a messenger RNA of Ilyonectria robusta, 1213 nucleotides long. RefSeq names its product isoprenoid synthase domain-containing protein. The record is from RefSeq and is a predicted model, not a curated record. The transcript has 4 exons. The coding region runs from base 56 to 1213 and encodes 385 amino acids. Lineage: Eukaryota; Fungi; Ascomycota; Sordariomycetes; Hypocreales; Nectriaceae.